CUGGAGACACUUCAAGAAUUACUCAUUCGAAGAGUGAAAGGAUUCAGUACUUUACCCUGAUAGGACAGCAGAAGUUCUCAUCACAAGAUCCUAUUGUGGACUCUGUUACCCGUGGACUUCAACCCAAGAAGAUCUCUUGAGGAACAGGUGUUCUUUCUAAGAGCGUGCCCCCAGCGAACUUCCAGUGUGAGAUCUUAGAGUCUCAAAAUCUACUUCCCAGGGUCACCACCCAGCACAAAGAUAAAUGGAGAGAGAAGUCCAUCAUCAUUGGCAGGUGUCUGAAGUUUUCCUCUCAUGGUGUCCACUUAGGGUUCUGAGCAGCAGCUCCUCCUGCCAUGAGCCCCUCACAUCUUCUCAUCAGACAGAUAGAGGCUGUGCUCCAUCCUCUGCACCCGGAGUAGGAAGAAAGAGAAUCCGGCACACACAGUCCAGCAGGUACCUAUAUCUAUGUAGUUCCUUCCCCUAGAAAAUCCCUCAGAAAGUUGUCAGACAAAACAAAUUCUCACUCUAGUUCGUGGAGCUAUGGGGGAAAAGCUUUGAUAUGGAAGGAUGACUGCUAUUGAAAUCAGUGCACAAGACUUGAGGAUGGUAAAAAUCUUCCCUCGCUUCCUACCCUGAGUUAAGAGGAAGAUUUAUGAGGCAUGGAACCUUCCAUCAAGAGUGGAAGAAAGUAGAGUGAAUUCAGCGACACCAGGCUGCCACUGAGGCCCACAAACAGUCCCCAGCUCACUCUGCAGAACUUUGAAAUUUAUCAGUAAUAUGCUGCUCUCGAAAAAUGAAAAGAAACUAGUGCCAAGAAGGCAUAUUCUUCAAUACUUGGAGUAGACGUGCUCUCAAGACAAUGGCUUCAAAGGUCUCCUGCUUAUACGUGUUGACCGUUGUAUGCUGGGCCAGCGCUCUCUGGUAUCUGAGUAUAACUCGUCCCACUUCUUCCUACACUGGAUCCAAGCCCUUCAGCCAUCUAACGGUUGCGAGGAAAAACUUCACCUUUGGCAACAUAAGAACUCGACCUAUAAACCCACAUUCUUUUGAAUUUCUUAUAAACGAGCCCAACAAAUGUGAGAAAAACAUUCCCUUCCUCGUUAUCCUCAUCAGCACCACCCACAAGGAGUUCGAUGCCCGCCAGGCUAUCCGGGAGACAUGGGGGGAUGAGAACAACUUUAAAGGGAUCAAGAUAGCCACUCUCUUCCUCCUGGGCAAGAACGCAGAUCCUGUGCUGAAUCAGAUGGUUGAGCAAGAAAGCCAGAUCUUCCAUGACAUCAUCGUGGAGGACUUCGUCGAUUCCUACCACAACCUCACCCUCAAAACAUUAAUGGGGAUGAGAUGGGUGGCCACUUUUUGUUCAAAGGCCAAAUAUGUCAUGAAAACAGACAGUGACAUUUUUGUAAACAUGGACAACCUUAUUUAUAAACUCCUGAAACCCUCCACCAAGCCCAGAAGAAGGUAUUUUACUGGCUAUGUCAUCAAUGGGGGGCCAAUCCGGGAUGUUCGCAGUAAGUGGUACAUGCCCAGGGAUUUGUACCCUGACAGCAACUACCCGCCCUUCUGUUCAGGGACCGGCUAUAUCUUCUCAGCCGAUGUGGCUGAACUCAUUUAUAAGACCUCACUCCACACAAGGCUGCUUCACCUUGAAGAUGUAUACGUGGGGCUGUGUCUUCGAAAGCUGGGCAUACACCCUUUCCAGAACAGUGGCUUCAAUCACUGGAAAAUGGCCUACAGUUUGUGUAGGUACCGCCGCGUUAUCACUGUGCACCAGAUCUCUCCAGAAGAAAUGCACAGAAUCUGGAAUGACAUGUCAAGCAAGAAACAUCUCAGAUGCUAAAACUUUUACCAAUGUAAAUAUGUGGGUUUUUUUCUUUUUUAAGAAAUGGGGCCUAAGGUGUUGGUAUUUUACAGGGGUCACCAGGGGAAAUGAACUGAUGAAGGGGAUUUGUAAAGUUUUUGCUUUCUGCUCCUACUUCCUUUCUUGGAUUACCAAUUUACAAAAGCCAAGCUCUGGUCAUACACACAGCAGUGAGAGAGAAGGGCCAGAUUUCAUUCUCAGUUCCUGAGACAUUGUCAUGUAUCUCCAAAAGGGACUUCCAAACAACUCCUGGGAUUUGUGCACUGUGCAUCUGAGUUAAAAGUCUGAUUCUGGGAAGCGGAAACUCACAGUUUUGUCUUCAUAUCAUCUCUGCAAAAAUACAUAAAUAAAUAAGUAAACAACUUUUUAAAAAAACAAUUCAGAAAUGAUGCACAGUCAGGAAGACACACUGGAUGUGAUUAUCAAUACUGUGUGUGUUAUUGCUACAUUGAAUUUUUACAUAUAUUGUCAUGUAAUGUGUACAGUAUUUGUAAUUCCAAUGAGAAGGGAACUUAGUCCUGGCAGGGAGGCUGCAGAGAAAUAGAUGGGAAUUUAAACUUGAGAAUCAAAUAUUCUGUAUGUUGGAAAGCUAACUCUGCUUGCUCAUCCAAGGAUUAAACCUGGUCAGUAGGUGGAAUGUAUAUAAAAUACUACUUAAAGUAAACAAAGUGAUUUUUUUUGCUCUUUCAAAACAAACAUUACAUUACAUGGUGCCUCCGAGGAGAUUUUGCCAAAUGUAGUAAUAUCACUUGCUUCCUUCCAUGUAAUGCUAAGUGCAUUUCAGUUUCUGGAUCAAGCAGACACAUGUCUCCAUAAGUAAACAAGUUGGCAGGAAGCCAGUGAAUCACAUUAAGAGAAUACAAAGUUAUAAAUAUGGAUUAUAAUUAACAUAAGCUUAGCAAUAGUAUAAUAUGCCUCUCCCACACAUUUGCAAAGCCUGUGAGUAAAUCAUUACGGGGCAUCAGUAUUUCUAAAAAAUUUGGUCCUCCUACUGAUAGAUGGAGUAUUGUUUAACAUCUGCAAAGCCCAAGCACCUUUGGAAAUAGCUGUGUGAGGGGCUCUGGGUGACCUGUGACCAAAGUUCCUGAGAAGGAAAGGUGAAGAAGAUUGGAUUCUGAUCCUAUUCAUGCUACCAAAUGUAUUGGACCAUGUGAGCAGGCCACUGAAAUCUACUGUAUUUCAAUAUGCUCACUUGUAAAAUGGCUGUAAAAACAAACAAACAAACAAAAACACCUACCUCACAGGUGCUGUGAGAGCAAAUCGCAUUUGCUAAGUAUUUUUGAGAUCCUUAGUAUAUAAGGUGCUACAUAAUAUGAUGCAUCAUGCAUUAUGCUAAAUGCUAAAAUGAUUAGGAUAAUUAUAAUGAUGGUCCUGAGUAGUACUAAAAUCAUCUUACCAUAAAAUAUACCAAAAUAAAGAUCAACUAUGAGCUAUCAGUAUAGCUGAUUCUGCCAAGAUGUUAAUUUUUUUCCUUGACUAUAAAUCAGUUGUUUGGGGGGGAUUCCAUUUCUCUGCCAUUUUUUCUAUGUUCAAUGAGUAAAGUAUUACUUCUGUGUGUUGCCUUGAUAGCCCAAGGUGCUGAAAGAAAGCCUGCAGCCUUUCUUUGGGGAAGAGCUUUGUAAAAUGCAUAAAGACCACUUAUAUCUCAGGAAACAUUUGACCUGAGUCCUCUUUAAGAACUAUGAGGACAGGCAGAGUGAGUCCAUCUCUAUCAGAAGAAGUGUAGGCCCUCAGCAGAUCUGCACACUGCUCUCCCACCAUUCUUUAGAAAACUCAUCAUUCCCAUUCAACAAAAGCCCCACCUCUAAAAAAAUACACUUAGUUGUUUAUUGCUUUUUAACCUGAUCUUUGGAAGGUCCCAUAGAAGUUGAUAUCAAACAGGUAGACAAAUGGAUUUCAUGGCCUAGUUCUUGAAAAGAUUGGAUAUCUCAUCCUUAGUCCAAAGUACCCAAUAUGAGACAGGAGCUCCUGUCCUUUAAUACAUCUUCAUUGUAUGGUCAUCAGGACUAACGAUUUUGAUGACAAAACACUGUUAGGUACCUGGGGAGAGAUGGCACAGCUCAAGGUGAGCCACAUCCAAACCCCUACCCUGUAAUCUCAAGUGCUGUGAGUUAUAAUCACUGGAAAAGUCUCACAGCUUCAUAGUUGGUUUGCCUCCCCACUGGGCAGUGGAAUCAAGUCUCUGUCUCAUACUACUGCCUUGCAUCUACUCUAUGCUCAGUCACAUCACCUUUAGUAACAAGUAACUGAACAUUGUAAACAUCGUGUAUGUACAUCUAUGAACUGUUUUAUAUGUGUCGAUAUAGAGUCUGAAUAGACCCCCCAAUCUUGAAAAGGAGCAAACAUCAGAAAAUCAUGUCUUAAAGGACUCUUUCCCAACUUUUUUAUGCUAGGUAAUGCCCAUGUGACAAAUAUGUAAAUAUUCAUCAAAGACCACAUGUAUAUAUUUUAAAGUUGUUUUCUUUUUCUCCUCCCCAGUUGUAUGUACAGCUAGAAUUUGCUUGCUAUGUAAUAUUUUCUUCUGCAUGGAACUUGGUAAGGCAAGGCCAUUUGUCCAAUAUUUCAAUAGCCUUAAGCAUGUUUACCCUUUGCUUUAUGAAUGUUCAAAAAGUGUUUAAGUGAUCAAUGAAAAGUUUUCACUUUCUACUUUUGUUAAUUUUAUGAUACAAAACUGACCAAAUAUUAUUUCUGUAAUUAUUUGUUAAGCCAUUAUUAUCAUUUUUGUCAUAAAAUAGUGUUUCAUUAUAAAUGGCAGUAAUUCUGGGGCUGGUAAGGUAGCUCAGUGGUAGAGUGCUUGUCUAAUAUUUCAAGGCCCUGGGAUCCAUCCCCAGCCGUGCAGAAAAAUUAAAAUUAAAAUUAAAAUGACUGUGUUCUGCCAGGAGUCAUUCAGAUGAUUUUUACAGGAACUCUCUGACUUCUCCCCUAACUAUGUUCAUUAUGCUCUGGAUAACAAUGCUUAUCAAUAAUCAGUGUUUAUAUUCUUAAUGUUUCUUUUAAAAUUUAUUUUGGUAAAAAAUUAUCUUUGGUGGCUAGUUUGUGUAGCUUUGUGUCUUCUUAUAUUGGAGCAGUUUCAAUACAUCAUAGUGUACUUUUAAAUAACCAGAAUCAAAAUGAAGAUUUUCAGUUUGAACUAAAUUCAGAAGAAUGAACCCCUUAGGUGAUACAGGGGAAACAAACUCUACAGAGAAACCAAGGAAGGAGUUUUUCAAUCAAAUUUCUUCCACCAAAAGAUGGUGACUAUUUAUGUACAGUGUCUGGGAUUCAUUUUCUACCUUUCCUAAUAUAUGGGUUCAUUGGAGGAAUUGAUUAUGUCAUUUCUUCUGUAAAGCAGAAGGAGUUUUUAUAAGCAACAAAGUGACUUGUGAAUGAAAGGUGUAAUUUACUAGAAACACUUGUUGAUCAUUGACACCUAGGUAUAUCAUUACAUAUGAAUGAUUGUAUUUAUGUAUUUAUUUGUUCAAAAUUGUACAUAACUUUUUGCCAAAAGUAAUUGUCUGUAAAAGUACACUCUCCGGGGUUUGUAGUACUAUUUAGGGUUACUUGGGUUGCCAAUCAAGCUGCUAAUCAGAAUACUAUUUUUUGUAUCGAUGUUUAAAACUAAAAAUGAUAAAUAGAUGCUGAAGAUGUCUUUACACGCAGUUUCUUCACUUUCUUCUUGAAAUGGAAACUGUUGAUUGAAAGCACGAUGCAAAUGUACUGGACCAUCUGUCAUGAGGAAGAUUACGGUUCCAUAAAGCUGAUUUUUUUAAACCAUUGGGACAAAUAAACAGAAGAACGUAUUGGAUUUUGUUGCUUUUUUAAAUAAAUCUCUUUGAGGAGAUGGGAGUGUUAAAUUUAGUCAGUGUCCAACAUCUAUCAAAAUCUUGGCCAAGACUUCAUGGUAAGUAGCAUGUCAAAUUAUUCAGAGCUGAACAAUUGAACUGUCAGCAUGGAAACUAUCUUAUAAGUAGGCAUCAGGUUACUUCUGAAAUUACGAAAUUAGUUACUCAUGUGGCCCUUCUCUACUUGAUGGAAGUGUUUUAACUAGACUGCACUAAGUCAUACAGGUCAAACUCACCCAGAAAUUCUAACUCCAGGAAAACACUAUGUUGAUAAUAUGAUUGGUGAAUUAGGGCACGUUAAAUCUAAGACAAAAACAUGACUCUUUAUGUUUUGCCCACAUGUAUCCUUUGCAAUAUUGUAUGUAAGUUUAACUGAAUUGGAAAGGAGCUAUUCAGGCAUUCUUUAGCAUAGACAAAUAGAUGCUAACUGCCAAUGCCUGACUCUAUAAGCAAGAUACUAAGAGCUACUUACGAGGCAAAAGGGGAAUUUAUUAUCAGUGUCGAUCAAGCUAAGCAGUCAUUUACUUUUUAAUAGAAAUUUAACUUUGGGUUUACUCCUCCUCUACUUUGGAGUUCAAAAGGUAAAGUCUAUCAGGUAAGCUGAAAUAUGUG
Messenger RNA from Fukomys damarensis (Damara mole-rat), 6276 nucleotides. RefSeq names its product beta-1,3-galactosyltransferase 1 (gene B3galt1). The record is from RefSeq and is a predicted model, not a curated record. The transcript is spliced from 6 exons. Gene Ontology annotation, molecular function: N-acetyl-beta-D-glucosaminide beta-(1,3)-galactosyltransferase activity. Lineage: Eukaryota; Metazoa; Chordata; Mammalia; Rodentia; Bathyergidae. The coding region runs from base 842 to 1822 and encodes 326 amino acids. Gene Ontology annotation, cellular component: membrane.